AUGCCCCCCGUGAAGUUGCCCCCGGCCCCCGCCGGCUCCUGCUCCGGGGGUGUGGUGGCCUCCGCCGCAGCCUCUCGCAGCAAGCCUGCCGCCGUGCCGUUCACCACCGGCAAGAGGGAAUCAGGGGAGCCUGGCGAGGAUUGGGGUGAUGGCACGGAGUUUGGUGCAAGUGAAGAUGCAGGCAACGGAGAUUUGGAUGAGCUGAACCUUGUGGAUGAUGGAACUGGGAAGAGAGGGGGGGAGGGGUGUGGAGUCCGGACGGGAUUUGGUGGCGGACCCGCCCCGCCCCCCACCGGCCUGGUUUCCGCUUCCGCCCCUCAGCCUCUCUCUCACUCACACGCUCGGCCGAGAGCGCGCGGCGGCGACAGCGGCAGCUACAGCCAUAGCUACAGCCUCAGCCAUAGCCACAGCCAUAGCCACAGCUACAGUAUGGACACCGACUCCAUGUCAGACACCGACAGCCAGUCAGACACCGAGCUUCAAGAGGCAUUCGCAAAGGGUUUACUCAAGCCUGGUUUAAAUGUUGUGCUGGAAGCAAAGAAAAAAUGUCCAAAUGAUGUGGAGGGAAUGGCGAGGUGCUUAGCAAACUUCAAGAAAGACCUGCCGUGGGUGGAGAGGCUGGACAUGACUAAUGGCCCAGCUGCAGACAUUGUAGCAAAAGCUGAAGGAAAGUCCACAGAAGCGGAAAACUCAGAGAUCAACGUAGAAGAUGACUUUCAGCGCGAGAUGUAUUUUUACCGCCAGGCACAAGCGACUGUGUUGAAGGCAUUGCCUAAACUACAUAGUCUGAAAGUUGCAACACAAAGACCAGAAGACUACUUUGCAGAGAUGGCAAAAUCCGACCAGCAAAUGCACAAGGUUAGACAAAAGCUAAUGGUAAAGCAGAUUGCCAUGGAAAAAUCUGAAAAGGCUAAACAGCUCCGAGCAUUGAGAAAAUAUGGCAAGAAGGUGCAAGUGGAAGUUAUUCAGAAGCGACAGAAAGAAAAGAAAGCAAUGCUGACAGCUGUAAAGAAGUACCAGAAAGGGCUUUCUGACAAAUUGGAUUUCCUGGAGGGUGACAGGGCUCCCUCCAAAGGGCAGAAAGAAGCUGGCGGUGGAGGAUCUGGAGGUGGAGGUGGGCAACACAAGAAGAAAGGAAUAAACGCUAAGAGGAAACACAAAAACGAAAAGUUUGGCUUUGGCGGAAAGAAGCGAGGCUUAAAGUGGAACACCAAAGACAGUUACGAUGACGUCUCCAGCUUCAGGUCCAAAGUUGCUCAUUCCAAAAACAAGAAUUUUGGAAAAGGGGGAAAGGGAAAGAUUAAUGCAAAUAAGCGUCCUGGUAAAAGGAAUCGGCAGAAGAUGAAAAACCGAAGCCGAUCGUGAUGAGAACAGAUAGCAAUCUUGUGUUUCCCACAGUGUGGGGUUUAAUGGACCUGCCGGUGCCUCUAUUGGAUUUUGUACCUGAACAAAAUUGCAUCCUCUUUAUCUGGUUCAAGCCGAAUAUUGCCUGAAGAAAACAACCACGAAUUGUUUAAUAAUUAUAAAGCUUUGACAUUC
Molecule: messenger RNA, 1539 nt
Organism: Callorhinchus milii (elephant shark)
Lineage: Eukaryota; Metazoa; Chordata; Chondrichthyes; Chimaeriformes; Callorhinchidae
Gene: ebna1bp2
Product: EBNA1 binding protein 2
Exons: 11
Coding region: 1-1365 (454 amino acids)
Biological process (GO): ribosomal large subunit biogenesis; rRNA processing
Cellular component (GO): nuclear periphery; nucleolus; preribosome, large subunit precursor
Source: RefSeq, a predicted model, not a curated record